AUGAAGUUUACCAAUUUCCUCCUCUCCAUUCUCCCUCUGGCCUCUGCUGCCAAGAGCAUCAACAAACCUCGAACAGACUACGUCCCUCAGCCUGCCACUUCGGAAGAAUGCUGUCCUUUCACCUACAAAGCAACAUGUACCAAGAACCUCGAACGCAUGUUUCACAUCCAACUUUUCUACAACCACAAGAAGGAUACCACACCUGAGCAGUUCAGCGCAUACUGGGCCAAUAACCACACCAAGACUGCUGGGGACUUUCAUCUUCGCCAUGGUAUCUACAAGUACUCUCAAUACCACUCCACUCCCCAGUAUCGCGACCUGGUCCGGGUCCCGGGUGCUGCUCCCGUCCUUGAGUUUGAUGGUGCUGCGGAGUUUUGGGUCCAGAGUAUGGAGACAUUUGCGGCUAUGGGAGCUGAUCCAUUUUACACCAGUGUGAUUCAGGCUGAUGAGGCUAACUUCAUUGAUAUGGAGUCUAUGAGACUGAUCGUUGGUGUUGACUAUAUCGUUGUCGAGAACCAGAAUGCUGUUACGGAGCAUGGCCGAUCGUUUUAA
Molecule: messenger RNA, 552 nt
Organism: Fusarium venenatum
Lineage: Eukaryota; Fungi; Ascomycota; Sordariomycetes; Hypocreales; Nectriaceae
Product: EthD domain-containing protein
Molecular function (GO): oxidoreductase activity
Source: RefSeq, a predicted model, not a curated record